GGCACUUCCCUUGAUCCAAGAUGGCGACCGAAGUGAGACAAAUGCUUUCGAGUGUGAGCGGCUCGUCGGCCUCGCUGGCAAAGUACAAAGAUAUCUUGGAGAAAACUCUUAGAUUUGACGAACCGAAGCUCACACGCGGAAUGAAAGUCUUCAUUGAAGCUGUUGCAUCCGAGAGUGUCAGCCUAGUGGUUUCACGUCAGAUCUUUACCGAACUAUGCAACCAACUGCCAAAAAUGGAGAUGCAGUCAUCACGGGACGUUUGUCACUUUAUUCUGGAGAAGCUACAGCCCAGAGUCAUAUCCUUUGAGGAGCAGGUGUCAGCGGUGCGUAAGCAUUUGUCUAGUAUAUACGAGCAAGCACAUCAGUGGCGAGAAGCAGCCAAGGUGUUAACAGGCAUCCCACUUGAAACUGGGCAAAGACAAUACUCUGUUGACUACAAGCUUGCGACAUACCUGAAGAUUGCUCAGCUGUACCUUGAGGAUGAUGACCCAAUACAAGCAGAGGCAUACAUCAACCGUGCCACUCUCCUACAUGCCGACACCAAGGACGAAAGCCUUCAAAUAUUAUAUAAGGUAUGCUAUGCUAGAGUGCUGGAUUAUCGGCGUAAAUUCAUAGAGGCUGCACAGCGUUAUAUAGACUUGUCAUUCAAGACCAAGAUUGAAGAGGGCGAAAGGAUAACCGCCCUGAAACACGCCCUCAUCUGCACGAUGCUUGCUUCGGCAGGUCAGCAGCGGUCGCGUAUGUUGGCAAACCUCUACAAAGACGAGCGAUGCCAGCACCUUCCAGCAUAUGGGAUACUUGAGAAAAUGUAUCUGGAUAGAAUAAUUCGAGGUCCUGAGUUACAAGAAUUCUCCACUAUGCUAAUGGAUCACCAGAAAGCCAAGACUGCAGACGGUUCAACAAUCCUUGAUCGUGCUGUGAUUGAACACAACCUUCUGUCGGCAAGCAAAUUAUACAACAAUAUCACCUUUGAGGAGCUUGGGGCUUUGCUAGAAAUCCCACCCCAAAAGGCGGAGCGCAUUGCCUCCCAGAUGAUAAGUGAGGGUCGUAUGCCAGGCUCAAUCGAUCAGGUCGAUUCAAUUGUACACUUUGAAGCCCAAGAUGCUUUGCCGUCUUGGGACAAACAGAUCCAAGGUCUGUGUGGCCAGGUGAAUACGAUUAUCGAGAAGAUCAACCACCACGCCCCGGAAUGGGCCGCCAAGUACACCGAAUCCCAGAUGCUCACUUAGACCUGGCAAGCGGAUAGCAGAGUAAUAUAUAGGGGGCAUCUCGUGGGGGCCGAAAACCUUAGACCUGGCAAGCAAUUCUUAAAGCUGUGAUAGAAUGCCUGGUUCUUCUCUUAGUUCGCCUUUUCAUCAUCGCCACUUCCAUCAUCAUCAUAGUGUUACAUCAAGCAUAGGAACACAAAACGAUUCAACAAAGUGCGCCGGGGCCCAGUUCUCUGUCUACCCUGGAGACCGAAGGCUCUUUAGUUUUACUCGUAAAUUGAUACACUAAGCCGACCGCCUCUCUUUUUAAGAGCCUUCGUCAGGCACACUUUUGUUUUGUUUUGUUUUCAACCCAUUUUGGAAGACAAAUUAUGAGAAGAGAACUCAAAAUCACCACCUAAAUAUGAAAUUGUUUUAUUUGCUGAGUUCAACCGAGAAAAUACCGCAACAGCUCCCCCAAAUUAGUCGAUGGAAAUGGAUGCUUCUCACACUUGGUACACUUGGUAGGAGGGUGGUAAAAUGAGGCCAACAGAGACUCCUUUGUCAUUCCUCGUUUUAAAGUUAUCUUUUGUUAUAGCUCUGUAAAAAAAAAAAGAAUAAAAAGUAAUAUUGUUUG
Messenger RNA from Nematostella vectensis (starlet sea anemone), 1824 nucleotides. RefSeq names its product COP9 signalosome complex subunit 4-like. Bases 21 to 1229 code for a protein of 402 amino acids. The transcript has 10 exons. NCBI's taxonomy places the organism in Eukaryota, Metazoa, Cnidaria, Anthozoa, Actiniaria, Edwardsiidae. The record is from RefSeq and is a predicted model, not a curated record. Gene Ontology annotation, cellular component: COP9 signalosome; cytosol.